CUCGGAGGGAUGUUGACAGCCAGCAGGGACCGGAGGGCGUGUAUCGGUUACAUGGAAAUUCAGACUGAUUGGAUUUGAAUGUGCACUAUAUAGGCGACCAGAUGGCAGUCGGUGACAUUGACACACUUCGUGUUGACUCUGUGCCUGGUUCUCCACUCUUUGUUCGUUUUUCCACUGUGAAUUUUCAUGCGGGGGUGUUUACUUCUGAAAGUUUUUUUUUUUUUUUUUGCAAACCGUUUCCCCCUCCUUAUCCGUUCUGUCUUUGAACACCUGGUAAUGAUUAGACUCCCUUGCAUUUGUUCGCAUUCCAGUCGGCUAGACAUCAGAGAGGCUUCCAGUGGGUUUUUAUGUUGGGUUUGCAGAAUUACAUCAUCUUCUCUGCCUUCAUGUUGAGGAUUCAAUGAAAAUGUCGGUCUGUGUCCACGAGAACCGCAAGUCUCGUGCCAGCACGGGCUCUAUGAACAUCUACCUGUUCCACAAGUCCUCGUAUGCUGACAGCGUGCUAAUGCACCUGAAUGCUCUUCGGCAGCAGAGACUCUUCACCGAUGUUCUGCUUCACGCGGGAAACCGCUCUUUCCCGUGCCACAGGGCUGUGCUGGCCGCAUGCAGCCGCUACUUUGAAGCCAUGUUCAGCGGAGGGCUGAGAGAGAGUCAGGACAGUGAAGUGGACUUCAGGGACUCCAUUCAUCCAGAGGUAUUGGAGCUCCUUCUGGACUAUGCUUAUUCGUCAAGGGUGAUAAUAAACGAGGAGAACGCAGAGUCUCUCCUUGAGGCCGGUGACAUGCUGGAGUUUCAGGACAUCCGUGAUGCUUGUGCCGAGUUCCUGGAGAAGAACCUUCACCCAUCCAACUGCCUGGGCAUGCUGCUUCUCUCAGAUGCUCACCAGUGCACCCAGCUGUUCCAGCUCUCCUGGAGCAUGUGCCUCAGUAACUUCCCUGCUAUCUGCAAGACUGAAGAGUUUCUCCAGCUGCCUAAGGACAUGCUGGUCCAACUGCUGGCACACGAAGAGCUCGAAACCGAGGACGAGCGUCUGGUCUACGAAUCGGCGCUUAACUGGGUAAACUAUGACCUUGAGAGGAGGCACUGUCACCUUCCGGAGCUGCUCCGUACUGUGCGUCUGGCUCUCCUGCCUGCCAUAUUCCUCAUGGAGAACGUCUCUACGGAGGAGCUAAUCAUCGCACAGGCUAAAAGCAAAGAGCUGGUGGACGAGGCAAUCCGCUGCAAACUGCGCAUCUUGCAAAACGACGGCGUCGUCAAUAGUCCUUGCGCCCGGCCCCGCAAGACCAGCCAUGCCCUUUUCUUGUUGGGUGGCCCCACGUUUAUGUGUGACAAGCUCUACCUGGUGGACCAGAAGGCCAAAGAGAUCAUUCCAAAGGCAGACAUCCCCAGUCCACGCAAAGAGUUCAGCGCCUGUGCCAUUGGCUGCAAAGUGUAUGUGACUGGGGGCCGGGGCUCAGAGAAUGGUGUGUCUAAGGACGUCUGGGUGUAUGACACAUUACAUGAAGAAUGGUCCAAAGCGGCUCCGAUGCUGAUAGCACGUUACGGUCAUGGUUCCGCUGAGUUACGCCACUGCCUGUACGUCGUUGGAGGUCACACAGCUGCCACUGGCUGUCUGCCUGCAUCACCAUCUGUGUCCUUGAAGCAGGUAGAGCAGUUUGACCCAGUUGCUAAUAAGUGGAGCAUGGUGGCACCACUGCGAGAAGGAGUUAGCAAUGCUGCUGUUGUCAGCGUUAAGCUGAAGUUAUUUGCCUUCGGUGGGACAAGUGUGGCCCAUGACAAGCUGCCUAAAGUUCAGUGCUACGAUCCCUCCGAAAAUCGCUGGGCGGUCCCGGCAUCCUGUCCACAGCCGUGGCGCUACACUGCAGCUGCUGUUCUCGGCAACCAGAUCUUUGUAAUGGGAGGCGACACCGAAUUCUCUGCUUGCUCUGCUUACAAAUUCAGCAGUGAGACUUAUCAGUGGACCAAAGUUGGAGAUGUUACGGCAAAACGAAUGAGCUGCCAAGCGGUGGCCUCUGGAAACAAACUUUAUGUGGUGGGUGGCUACUUCGGUACACAGCGCUGCAAAACCCUGGACUGUUACGACCCCACGCUGGAUGCAUGGAACAGCAUCACUACCGUACCAUAUUCCUUAAUCCCCACUGCCUUCGUCAGCACCUGGAAACACCUCCCAGCCUGAAGGACGCCUGUUCUCCCCAUGUGACCCUACUGUUCCUACAAGAAUUCUGUGUGUCCAUUUGUCGAUGUUAUUGUCUACUGGAGUCCAACUGUGAAGAAACGCUAUAAGCUUCCUGUGCAAUUUUAUGAAGCGAUUUUCUCCCAUAAGAGCUAACCUAAAUAUUGUGUACAAAGUCCAUUCGCAAAGCUUUUCUUUUUUACGUCCUACUUGGAAGUUUUAAGUACAUUGUGAUGUCUCAUCGUUCAUUUUUUGGAGAAUCAGAACUUCGGCUUCACCGUGAAAACCAAAAGAACUGCGACGCACCCUGAAGUCCAGUCUGCUUUGAUCGUAACCAGCAUAAUCAUCAUAUUCGUCCCCCUCGUUUGUGUAAUCUGACCGUUUUUGUACAAUGCUGAUGCCGUGCAAGCUAAAAUAGACCCGUAUGCCUGUCUUAAUUUGUAUAAUGCAUGAAGGAUGAGUGGAAGCUUUUGAUUGGGAGAACAACAAGAGUCUCAACGCAUGAUUGGAGAUGUUAAGAUCCUCCAGGAAAAGUACCUCAUGUUCUGAUAUGUAUCUACCUUUUCUCCCAUGUUGAUGUUAAAAAAUAGACCUUGCUCUGAAGAAAGGCUGAUGUGGACUCUUAAAGGACUGAUAAACAUCACAAAAAGAACAGAAGGAAAUGUGAGCAAGCAUUGUUUAAGUAUUUGUCCUUCACACGUCUGUACGAGAAGGACAGGCUGAUGCUGAACUGUUCCUGUUGAACAGACCUUAGCAGCUUGGUGUGAAAAUGGACACGGGCACAGUGUGUCCCAAGGUACACGUGCCAGCUGUGCGUUUGCGACUAAGUGAGUGCGGGAGAGGCAUGUCCCAGCAUGUCCGUCUGACCCCACUCAACACCCAAUCAUACCCCCGCCCCCUCAGAAAUAAACAGCGUGAGCAUGCCCUCUGAGAAAGCACCAACAAACACUGUCAUUCCAGCUUCUGAUGACUGACUGACUGCAGAUCAGGACAUUUCUCCGACACAAGAUUUAAACUGCGCAAGACUCUUCUGUUUUGCUGUUUUUUGCCUGUACUAUUCUAAGCACAUACAGUCACGUAAACGUGAACGACAGAAGGAGAGAGAAAAGAGGUGAGAGUCGUUUCGUCACCCUGCGAGGGAAUGCAGUCUCUAUGGCAACAACAACGAAACUGUAAAUGUAAAAAAAAAAAGACACAGAAAAAAAGUGCAAAAAACUGGUUGUCUGGCUUCACACAUUAAUAGUCUUAAUUUAUGAUUUUUUUAAGCUGUCUGUUUUGUUUGAUCCAUUGUGUAUUAACAAUAUUUCUUUUUUUUAAUUUAUUGUUAAUGUUUCUGCUUGCAUAUAUAUUUGGAUGUGUAGAAGUUGACAGGUUAUUGUACCGCGCAUGGCCCAAAACGCUGUGUUCCUGCUGCUCUUUUGCACAUUUACAUAAGGUCAUUUUGACUGAGCAGGUGGAAUUUGUAGUGGUCAGCGGAUUCUUGAGCCUCUUGUUCAUCUGAUCAAAAACAGGGAGGCUUGGAGGUCAAAGGUCAUUGAAAGGAUAAGAAUGGGCCGAAUGAUGUCAGAGGUUCAGAUUACCCAGGGUGUGCAGGCCAUGGGGGAGUUGGGAAGUGGUUUUGAGAGUUUGGGGGAUGGUUUUCUUCAAAAUGGAGGACCAAUUCCCCCAAAAAUGAUGAUUGCCAUCUUGUACUCACUCUCAAAAUUGUCAUUUUUGGGUGAACCAUCCCUUUAAAUUUUACCCAAAUGAAUCCGGUUCUAUAAAUUAAGUAAUUGAGAUGUGCUGAUGUGCUUAAACCACAGGUCAAUUCAUCUAGUGGUGAUGGUUCUCUGACCUGCAUCAACUGUUUGAUAUCUUAUACUAUAUAGAUUGACCUUAAACCUCCAUCUAAAAAGCAUUAUGUUUCGCUUACUAAAACAUAAGUGUAGUUUAGCAAGUGCUUUCGACCUGUGACCCCAUGCCAAACUGGGGCCGGUAUUCACCCUCUGUAACUCUGCUCUGCAUUCAUCACUCUGUCCGUACUGAAACUCAGCCUGACACAGGGUAUCUUUGGGUUGUAAGGGUCCUGUAGAGCUAUCUGAGGAUUGUGAACUCUCACCAGCAUGUUGUAACUUUGACUGUCCCUUAUAGUUCAGCGGUGCUGUUAACAUUAUGAUUGGAUUAGGAAUCUGUCACAGUCACCUUGCUGGAUGCACUCUUAAAAACACAGGUUCCAAAAAGGAUUUUUCCCAGUGAUGCCAUAGACAAACCAUUUUGGGUUCUUCAAAUAACUCUUCAAUGGAUACAUUCUUCCAAGAAUCUUAUUUACACUAGAUAUGAAUGAUGUGUUACAACAAAAGCAAAGAGAGCCCAUUAUAAACCACAAUGCUGUCUUCAGGUAUUGUGACAUGACAGACUAUAAACUUACGCACCUUUAUGUUUCUGACACACUCCACGUGCUUGUGCUAUUUCUGACAACAGUAUAAAUGGAUUCGGAACUUAUUUUAUUAUUAAUUGUAGACGGCGAACUAUGUAGACGCAGUGUUAGUAUGAAGAACUUUUUAAUAAUCUAACGAUUAAAGAACCUCAAUACAAAACCUUUCCUUUUUAAGAGUGGAUGUUGUUUGCUACAGCCUGUGACAUAAAAAGUGAUGAUUUCAUUGGGCAAAUUUAAUGAUGAUGAACAAAAUGGUGUUUAUUAUGAUAAAGCUGAAUCCCAAAGGUCUUGGAAUAACUAACAGUGAUGUCUACAUAAGGGCAAAGACCAUAGUGCUUUCAUGUCGAUGCCAAAUGUACUUCUUGUAAAGAUGAUCUGUCUGUUUUAAUAUUCACUGCAGAGCGACAACAGUGUUCGGGUAGGUUGUAUAACACCACUAGCCGUUUGCUACACUAUAGCUGUUGUGACAACACUGUUGUACAUGCUACAAACAAAUUAUAUAGCUUUAAAUAAUAGAAUAUAGUAUUCCAUGCUGUUCAAUUGCACAGCAACAGCAAAGUUGAAGGAAAGCCCUAAGAGAGGAAAACCGGUAGCAAGCAUUCCUCCCACAAACCCUCUCAUCCCCUCCAGGAAAUUCUUGCUUACAAUGUUUCGAUUAGCCUUUAGGCUCUUAUACCCCCUCCAUAUUUUACCCCCUCCUUCCCCAUUUCAGAAUACCUUUUCACAGAACACUGCACACUCUGACCUCCAGCCAAUCAAAAACCCUUAUCUGCCCCCCUCGCAUAACACUAUUGCCACAGCAAUGGUCAACAAUCAUUGCCCCCUCUCCAUUUGAACUAGUAAUAGUCAAGUGUUUUGUUUUUCCCUCCUCUCUCCCUCUUGCUCCUUUGCCCUCCCUUCUUCCCUUCUCCUCCUGCUGAAGUGAAAGACUGAUUCAGAGGUGACUCAUAAGCCUGUGUGCAUUUAGAACUCUUAAAAAGCUGUAUGCCUUCACGAACAGACGCAUUGCUAAAGCACUGUCAAUGUUGGCCUGUACUGUUGUUUUGUGUGGGCGUCAUUUUUCUUUUAAUUUCUAUAUUUGUCGUAUUAUAUAAUUGUAUUAUUUUAUCUCAACCACUGCGGUUAACAUUAUUUUGUACAAGUGAUUUUUUCACAAUGUGAAAUUCAUGGCUAAAUAAAGACAAGAGUUUUUCCUCUUGAUAGAUACCGUAUAAAA
Molecule: messenger RNA, 5805 nt
Organism: Carassius carassius (crucian carp)
Lineage: Eukaryota; Metazoa; Chordata; Actinopteri; Cypriniformes; Cyprinidae
Product: ectoderm-neural cortex protein 1
Exons: 4
Coding region: 401-2176 (591 amino acids)
Molecular function (GO): protein binding
Source: RefSeq, a predicted model, not a curated record